UUCGCGCCCCGCCAUGGAGGGCGGCAGUGGCGGCAGCGGGGGACCCUCGCGCGGGACCGGCCGCGAGAGGAAGAAGAGCAAGGUCCCCGCCGACGAGGCCCCCGCGACGGCCGUGCCUGGAGGAGACCCCGGAGGAGGCGGCGGCGGCGGCGGGGGGAAGUCCCGCAAAUUCAAUUUGAAGCGGGUGAUGGCAGAUGAGCUUGAAAGAUUUACCAGCAUGAGGAUAAAGAAGGAGAAGGAAAAGCCCAGCACGGCUCAUAGGAAUUCUGCUGCUUCCUAUCCGGAUACUUCUGGCUCAAGUCAGUUGCUGCAGGACAUUUCAGACAAGGAUGUGCUGGCCCUCUUUGAGCAGAUGCUGGUGGAUAUGAAUCUAAAUGCGGAAAAGCAGCAACCUCUACGGGAGAAGGACAUUGGCAUCAAGAGAGAGAUGGUCUCCCAGUACCUGCACACUUCCAAAGCUGGCAUGAGUCAAAAGGAGAGUUCCAAGUCUCCUAUGAUGUACAUCCAGGAACUGAAAUCUGGUCUCAGAGAUGCACAGCUGCUUAAUUGUUUGGAGUCUCUGCGUGUGUCACUCAACAAUAAUCCUGUCAGCUGGGUGCAAAAUUUUGGAGCUGAGGGCCUCAAUUGUCUGCUGAACAUAUUGAAAGGACUUCACGAUGAGAAGGAUGAAGCUUCUGGGCCGUAUGACAUCCGGAUCAAACAUGAGAUCAUUAGAUGCUUAAAAGCUUUCAUGAACAAUAAGUUUGGAAUUAAGACGAUGCUUGAAACGGAGGAGGGGAUCCUGCUUUUGGCAAGAGCCGUUGACCCCAAAGUCCCAUCCAUGAUGAUUGAUGCUAUCACGCUACUGUCUGCCCUCUGCAUUCUGCCUCAGCCUGUGGAUAUGCAUGAGCACGUUCUGGUGGCACUGACACAACGAGCAGAAAUGGAUGAAGUGGAACGAUUCAAACCCAUCUUGGAUGGCCUGAAGAGUGACACCUCAGUGGCAUUAAAGGUUGCCUGCCUACAGUUGAUCAAUGCCCUAAUCAUUCCAGGAGAUGAACUUGACUUCAGAGUUCACAUCCGCAGUGAGCUCAUGCGUUCUGGACUCCAGCAGAUCCUCAAGGAGCUGCAUACUCAAGACAAUGAGGAACUGCUGGUGCACCUGUUGCUAUUUGAAGAAUAUGCUGAAGAAGAUUCUGCAGAACUCAAAAACCGCUUUGAGGAGAUUCGCAUUGAAAUGGAUGAUUUCAAUGAAGUUUUCCAGAUUCUGCACAAUACAGUAAAGGACUCUAAGGCAGAGCAGUAUCUCCUUUCUAUUCUGCAGCAUCUCCUGCUAGUCCGCAAUGACUAUGAGGCCAGGCCUCAGUAUUUUAAGCUGAUUGAUGAAUGUAUUUCCCAGAUAGUCCUGCACAAGAAUGGUGCUGAUCCAGAUUUCAAGUGCAAGCACCUUGACCUUAAUAUUGAAGGUCUGAUAGAUAACUUGAUUGAUCAAAACAAGGUGGCAAAAAGUCAAGCCAAAGCCAUUGAACUGGAGAAGAAGCUGGAUUCUGAGUUGACUGCACGCCAUGAACUACAAGUUGAAAUCAAGAAGAAGGAAAGUGAUUUUGAGCAAAAAAUACAAGAUUUUCUUCAAGAGAAAGAAAAACUAAUAGCUGAGAAAGAGCAAGUCCUUUCAGAGAAGCAGAGCCUGGAAAAGGAUAAGUCCUUGCUAAAUGACAAGAUGGCUGAGCUUGCAAACGAACUUGAAGAGACUAAGAAGAAGAUGGAGCAGGUCUCCUCUUUAUCUGCAGAGCUCCCACAAGAGCCAGCUUCUUUACCUGGUGAGGCAGCAACACCGCCACCUCCCCCGCCCCUUCCUGGCAUGGCUGCAGUGCCUCCGCCGCCUCCACCACCUCCGCCACUUCCUGGCGCGGCUCCACCCCCACCUCCACCCCCACCUCUGCCAGGGAUGCCAGGGAUGCCACCGCCACCACCACCUCUUCCUGGGAUGCCAGGGGUGCCACCACCGCCACCACCGCUGCCAGGAAUGCCAGGGAUGCCGCCGCCACCACCACCGCUGCCAGGAAUGCCACCACCACCGCCACCUCUUCCCGGGAUGCCAGGGAUGCCACCACCACCGCCGCCUCUGCCAGGGAUGCCGCCGCCGCCACCACCGCUGCCAGGGAUGCCUCCACCACCGCCAGCUCUCCCUGGGAUGCCAGGGGUGCCGCCGCCACCACCACCUCUUGGGGUGCCCCCUCCUCCCAUGGCACCUGGGUUUGGGUCCUAUGCAGCUCCAGUUCUCCCAUUUGGAUUGCCUCCAAAGAAGCAAUACAAGCCGGAGGUUAAGAUGCGAAGAACGAACUGGUCCAAGAUUUCAGCUUACCAGCUCUCUGAAGGCUGUUUCUGGGUCAAAGCUAAGGAGGAUCGUUUUGAGGAUGAUGAACUCUUUGCCAAACUGACUCUUUCCUUCGCGACUGCACAGGCCAAAUCAAAAGCGAAGGAGGAGCAGGGAGAGGAGAAGGUCCAACAAAAGAAGAAGACCAGGGAGCUGAGAGUAAUGGAUCCGAAGAUUGCACAGAAUCUUUCCAUAUUUCUGGGCUCCUUCCGCAUGCCUUACGAGGGAAUCAAGGAUGCCAUCCUGGAGGUGAAUGAAACUGUGUUGACUGAGUCCCUGGUGCAGAACCUGAUUAAGCUUAUACCAGAACCAGACAAGCUGAAGAUGAUAGCAGAAAUGAAAGAAGACUAUGAUGAACUAGCUGAGCCUGAGCAGUUUGCAGUUGUGAUUAGUACAGUUCCCAGUCUGAGGCCCCGUCUCAAUUCCAUCCUCUUCAAGCUACAGUUUAAUGAGCAGGUGGAAAACAUCAAACCACAGAUAGUUUCUGUGACAGCUGCCUGUGAAGAGGUCCGCAAGAGUGAGAGCUUCUCCAACCUGCUCUCCAUCAUCCUCUUGGUGGGCAACUUCAUGAAUUCUGGCUCCUCAAAUGCUGAUGCCUUUGGUUUCAACAUCAGCUUCCUCUGCAAGCUCCGAGACACCAAGUCAGCUGACCAGAAGAUGACUUUGCUGCACUUCUUAGCUGAAACGUGUGAGGUGCGCUAUCCUGAAGUGCUGAAGUUUCCUGAUGAACUCAUCCACGUGGAGAAGGCUUGUCAAGUUCCUGCGGCGGAUUUAGGGAAAAGCCUGGACCUCAUGAAGAAACAGAUUUCAGACUUGCGGCGUGAUGUUGACAGAUGCCCCAGCGCUACAGAAGAGAAGGAUAAAUUUAAAGAGAAAAUGUCGAGCUUUCUUAAGGAGGCUGAGGAGCAAUAUGAGAAGCUGCGGAUGAUGCACUCAAAUAUGGAAAACCUCUAUAUGGAAUUAGGACAGUAUUUCCUGUUUGACACCAGUAAAAUAUCUUCUGAGGAGUUCUUCACUGAUUUGCACAACUUCAGAAUCAUGUUUUUGCAAGCCGUAAAGGAGAAUCAGAAGCGGCGGGAGACGGAAGAGAAGAUGCGUAAAGCUAAGCUUGCCAAAGAGAAGGCUGAGAAGGAACGGCAGGAGAAACAACAGAAGAGAGAGCAACUGAUAGAUAUGAAUGCAGAGGGCGAUGAAACAGGAGUUAUGGACAGUCUAAUGGAGGCCUUGCAAUCAGGAGCAGCCUUCCGUAGGAAAAGAGGACCACGCCAAGCAAACAGAAAAGUUGGCUGUGCCGUCACUUCAUUGCUAGCCUCGGAGUUGACAAAGGAAGAUGCUCUGGGUUCAAGCAAGCAAAACAAGAAGCUAAAGAAGGACAAAGAUGGAGAAGCCGAAGCCCCCAGUGGAGAUACUCCAGAUGAAACUUUCACAGAGGGGAACAGCCGCCAGAGCUAGAGCCCAGGCUAGGACUAAAGCCUGCGGCAGGAGAGAGACACACAUGGCAGAGGAAUUAAAAAACACUGAGUCAC
Podarcis raffonei (Aeolian wall lizard) is the source of this 3882-nucleotide messenger RNA. It is a transcript of the gene DIAPH1, whose product is annotated as diaphanous related formin 1. Gene Ontology annotation, molecular function: microtubule binding; actin binding; small GTPase binding. The coding region runs from base 14 to 3808 and encodes 1264 amino acids. The record is from RefSeq and is a predicted model, not a curated record. Gene Ontology annotation, cellular component: cytoplasm; actin filament. NCBI's taxonomy places the organism in Eukaryota, Metazoa, Chordata, Lepidosauria, Squamata, Lacertidae. The transcript is spliced from 27 exons. Gene Ontology annotation, biological process: actin cytoskeleton organization; actin filament polymerization.